AUGGUUCAUGCAAAUGCUGACAUUCCCACCGUUGCAAAAUUGCAUUAUCUUAUUCAAUCACUCGAAGGGGAUGCCAAGAAACCAUUUGAAUCGGUGGACAUCGAAGCCGACAACUACGCAGUUACAUGGGAUGCACUUCUAAAGAGGUACGAAAAUUCACGGUUCCUAAAGAAGCAGCUCUUUCGAGCAUUAUACGACUUACCAGCAGUCAAGCCGGGGUGUGCGAAACGCAUUCACACUUUGGUCGACGAUUAUCAACGUCAUGUUCGCGCCCUAUCUAAACUGGGUGAACCCGUGAAUCAUUGGGACACGCCGCUCAUUAAUCUGCUUUCGUACAAGCUGGACCAAGCAACGCUAAGAUCGUGGGAGGAGAAAACGAGUCUAAAGGAAAAUGUUAGGUACGAUGAACUGAUCGAGUUUAUAUAUCAACGGGUUCUUGUUAUCAAUUCCGUUGGUUCAGAUAGCCAUCAUUCAGCCUCAUUGAAGGUGGCCGGCAAUCAACAGAAGUACUUCAAGCAGAAAGUGUCUGCUAACACAGCAUCAACAUCAACUCCGAGUUACUCAUGUCCGCUUUCAUGUUCGGACAAUCAUUCGUUGCGUUCCUUUCCGAUAUUCCUGGGAAAGAACAUAAACCAGCGUCGAGAACUGGUUUCGCUGAAUCGGUUAUGUUGGAACUGUUUCAGUUUGGGUCACCAGUCCAAGAAAUGUAAUUCGAAAUUCACUUGUCGUACAUGCCACGAGAAGCAUCAUUCGCUCUUGCACGAUCCUACUCCAUUAAGGGUUUCAUCCAAAUCAGUCAACCAAAUAAAUUCAUCUGUGUCAUCUACUAUGUCAUCGAAUUCCGCUGUCCCUACAGCAUCUCUGGUUCAACAGCCGCUUCCUUCUACGUAA
Messenger RNA from Toxorhynchites rutilus septentrionalis, 891 nucleotides. RefSeq lists its product as uncharacterized. The record is from RefSeq and is a predicted model, not a curated record. The coding region runs from base 1 to 891 and encodes 296 amino acids. The transcript has a single exon. Lineage: Eukaryota; Metazoa; Arthropoda; Insecta; Diptera; Culicidae. Gene Ontology annotation, molecular function: zinc ion binding; nucleic acid binding.